AUGAUGAGAUGGCGUCCAUGGUUGGCUCUGCUGGGAGCUGCGCUGGGUGAUGUCGAGCCAGGUGUGUUCAUGGUACAGAUGCAGGCCACACAUGUGGCCCGAACAGCUCGAACCACCCGAACAGGGCGCCGCCACGAAGUGCGGCAGAAGCCAUGGGAAGUCCAUCAGUAUCUUGCAUGUGCUCAUCACAAGUCCGGUGUUGACCUCACCAAGAAGCUUGUCUGGUUCGUCUUUGGCGAGCUGGGUGUUUUUGGUGAGAGGGGCGAGACACACGACCUGGGGCUGAUGACCCGUCCGUGUGGGCCGGGCGUCUGUUACAAUCCGGAGGCGCCUGUGCGGAUUGAGGUGGACAUGUGCUCGGCUGAAACUGUUCAGCAGCAACGUGAGGCAGCCGGGCCAGGGGUGCUGAAAGUGGUAGUGCCCGUGCGGGAUCCUCUGGAGAUGGUCGCCUCGGCAUACUGCUUUCACCACGAAUGGAAGGAGUGGUACAACCCGAUAGCUUGGCCGCUGGGAGUGGUGCCUAGCAUGGAUGCACAAGACGGUGUGGCGUUCAUGGCACACAGGAUGCUCCCACAAGUGGCCAACAUGUCAAGCUUUGCUGAACCCCAGAAUGACACCUUCCGGAUAGAUUAUGAAAAGUUUACACGCUCGUCCAAGGACUUCGAUGAGGAAGCCAGGAAGCUGAUAGACUUCUGGUUCGCAGGUCUUAUAACCGAGGAGGAGCACGGUCGGGUGCUCGAAGCGGCCAAGAAAGCAGACCUGCGCCGCGUUCCCGACGUUAUUGGGCACACCAACAGUGAGGAGUGCAUGUCAAAAGCCAGGAAGGCAACCAGGUCCAUGCCGGCUGAUUUGCAGUCUCGCUACGAAGAGUUUCGCAGCAGGCUCGGUUACAAUAUUCACGAGGACCUCCCCUAG
Messenger RNA from Symbiodinium natans, 915 nucleotides. NCBI's taxonomy places the organism in Eukaryota, Dinophyceae, Suessiales, Symbiodiniaceae. The record is from the annotation of a GenBank genome assembly.